UUGGCGUGUUCUCAGGCAUGUCUGUUGAUUUCCCUCGGUGACAGAAUAGGGCGGGAGAAGGUUUUUUUUUUUAAUAAACUUUAUUUGUUUUUGCUGUAUUAAUUGGUAUUUAAAUUUUUAGUUUAUAACUCCUAUAGCCGUUUGUUGUAAACAUCAAAUUAUAAUUUCGGUGCCUGUUCGCAUUGCAGACUUACAUAAGGUGCCUUCAUCAUGUUUGAAGACAAGAUUGUGGCUGAUCUUUCUUCUAGUACAGGGGAAUCAUCUGAGAUGAAUGAGAAGGAAUCUGUUCCACAGUCUGAUAGUAGGGAGAAGGUGGCACUCGAGCUGCAGAGUUCACUUAAUUUGGACAGUGCAGUGAAAGCAGAAUUAAAAAACCAGUUGAGUGGUGACUGUAUGGAAGUUUGUACUGAGCUGUUGGCUGCUGACUGCCCUGACCAAACAUGUCUCAAGGAAGUUCCUAGCCUAAAGGAAGAGUCUCCCACUGAUUCGAAUAUAGGAUCAGGAGAUAAAACGUCUUCUGAUGCUGAGGCUGAGGCUGGUCAUGGUCUUGAAAAUGAUAGCAGCGAAGACUUCAAGGAUGCAGAUUUUGUGGGAAGUCCUACUAAUUGUUUCUUUGGAAAGUGGGAAGGAUUCUCUGCAAUUCCAGAAUGGAAACCUGCUCCAAAACGUAGACCAGAGCGGGGUGCGUUGAACUUGGCUGUGCUUUCAGGAAUCCUACCAGGAACUGUAUCUGAUGAGGAAGCAUUACAGAGAAACUGGGAAGAUUUGUCAGGUAUUCAUCCUCCUGUGCUCGGCCAAGAGGGUAGUGGAAGGUUUGAAUUCACAGUGAUGUGUUACAACAUUCUUUCCCAGAAUCUGCUGGAAAUGAACAAGACCUUGUAUGCACAUUGUCAGCCUGAGUUCUUGAACUGGGAAUAUCGACUGAAGAGCAUCCUGGAAGAGGUUAAACGCUGGGACCCAGAUGUCCUGUGCCUUCAGGAAGUACAAGAAGAUCAUUACCGAGAGCAGCUAGAGUCGGUUCUAAUAGUAUCAGGUUAUGAGUGCAUUUAUAAAAGGCGAACGGGCAUUAAAACAGAUGGCUGUGCCAUCUGUUAUAAAUCUGCCAAAUUCUCUCUGAUUUCAUGUGUCCCUAUAGAAUUCUUUAGACCCCCAGCAGACAUUCUGAAUAGGGACAAUGUAGGACUGAUAACUUUGCUACAGCCACUAACUCCAGAGACUGCUGAGGCAGAGAAUGUGAGGACAUCGAAGGUUACUCCUGUCUGCAUAGUAAAUACCCACUUGCUGUAUAACCCUCGUCGUGGUGAUAUAAAACUAGCACAGACUGCUGUUCUUUUAGCAGAAAUUGAUAGGAUAGCAAGAAUAAAUCCAGAAGAAGAAAUCUACUACCCAAUUAUACUGUGUGGUGAUCUGAAUGCAGUCCCUGACUCUCCACUGUAUGCAUUUAUCAGGAAUGGGAAGUUGCAGUACCGUGGACUUUUUGGUUGGAAGGUAUCAGGCCAAGAGGAUUUCUCCCAUGAGCCCUUUCAGCGAAGAUUAGAGGUCCCUUUGUUGCCGAAUUUUCUUGGGAUAACUGGUAGUUGCCAGUUUACUGCUCUUUGCCAAAAAAAGAAAACAGCCAGGCAGAGAUAUGGGCGGGAGUUUCUACUUCAGUUUCGCUACUGUGAGCCUGCUUUGAAGAGACCGGAGGACCUAAUACUAAUACCAGGAGUAACAGACCUGAAGCCAGGUCAGCUACAAUUAAACACUGCCUGAACUUGACAUCUGCUUAUAGCCACUUUCUUCCAAAGAAGGUACGCCCUGAGGUCAGCACUCUUCCAAUGGGUUAUGGGGUGACAGUAGACUAUAUUUUCUACUCUGCUGAACCCAUUGGCAGGGGACAAAGAGGAGGUCGCAGACAAUAUCGAGAUGGGCCACUCAAGCUCCUGGGCCGUCUCCCCUUGCUUUCACAGGAAGACCUCUGGGCAGCAAAUGGACUUCCUAACCGUCUGUGCUCUUCUGACCAUCUCUCUCUAGUAGUCAAAUUUGGACUGGAUCCUGUUGUAUCAUGACUCUCUCUCUCUGGAGAGGGCUGAGUGUCUUUGAAAAUGCUACAUUUGAAUUGUAGAAGCAUACAUACAGUGAAACUGAACUCUUUGAGUUGCUGGGGACAGUGAAAACAAGAAACUUAAUCAGUCACUGUUAGCAAUUGAGAGAUGACAUCAGAUCCAGAGAUGCUCCAUUCUAAUGGUCUCAGCGGAUAAAACAUGCAUUUCAGUUGAAGUGGAAUUUGACAAAUCAGACUCCAUAAAGCAAUUGUCUUGUUUAAUUGAACUGCUACAGUAUCUCAGAUCUUGUCUUCUUUUGAUGUCUUACCCUGCUUUAUAGGGCAUAUAUGUGUCAGAAGUGGCCUAGUUAAGAUGAGCUGUCUCAGUACAGAUAUGGGAAGGAGGAUUUGUUUGUUUUGCAGCCUUUCAUCAGUUAUGACUGAAGUACAGAAUCAGGUGUUUGCUCAGAGCCACAUUGAGAAUGUCAAGACUACAUUUUAGUGCAGGAUGAGACUCCAUAAACUGCACAUUGUUAUGCCAUCAUACUGGAUGUACUACUCACUGGUCAACAUGUUUCACAACACUGCCACACCAGCUUUUGAUUUCAGAAAUGUACUGUAGUGAUUUGUCAGAGCCGUGCUUUAAGAUGCAAUCACAAAACUGGAAAAGAAAAAGAUAACUAACUACUGUUAAUUGGCUGCUUGCAAAACAAUGGGUGUGGUAUGAUUGUUAAACUACUUCUGUUAAUAGCUGUAAGAUAUUCAUUUAUAUUGAAGGGUCUUCUGCACAACUGACUGGAUGAAAAAAACACACUUGUUUCUGACUGCAUUUUGCACCAACCAGCAAUGCCUUUUACUCUAGACUUGGCUCAUCAUUCCUUCUCAGUCUUUGUCCGUCUGUAGCCACUAGCUGCUGUUAAAGGUGGCUAUGAAGUCUGUAGUUAACAUGAUGUAUAGCAGAGUACCACGGUUUAAUGCUGCCAUUCUGGAGAACAUUGCUUUUUUCAUAUUGUCUAGCCAGUUGUGAAUAUUUCUGCACAUCUGCAGAUUAGUUCUUACCAUUGGAAAUGGGCAGAUAAGUGGAUAUUUCCAGUUUAACAGAAGCGAUAUUAAAACAUUGUAUUAUGACGUACAUAUGUUUUUAACCCUGUUUGUAAAAUGAACAGUGAAGUAUAUUGUAACCAGAAAGCAGAAGAAGUUGUAUAUUCUUAUA
Messenger RNA from Protopterus annectens (West African lungfish), 3236 nucleotides. It is a transcript of the gene ANGEL1, whose product is annotated as angel homolog 1. Gene Ontology annotation, molecular function: 3'-5'-RNA exonuclease activity. Lineage: Eukaryota; Metazoa; Chordata; Ceratodontiformes; Protopteridae. The record is from RefSeq and is a predicted model, not a curated record.